This is a messenger RNA of Seriola aureovittata, 5373 nucleotides long. RefSeq names its product TBC1 domain family, member 14 (gene tbc1d14). The coding region runs from base 178 to 2355 and encodes 725 amino acids. The record is from RefSeq and is a predicted model, not a curated record. Lineage: Eukaryota; Metazoa; Chordata; Actinopteri; Carangiformes; Carangidae. The transcript has 15 exons.
CUCGAUUACACCGCACUCUCGAUACAAGUUUGUUUUAAAAUGGCGGCGGAAGCGUCGACACAGCUACGUUGAGGAGGCAGGAAGGAGGCGAUGAUGGUGCAGCAGUAGUAACAGCAUCAUCAUGGACCGCUCCGGCCGGCGGAUACCUGCCACCCACCUGUAGCAUCAACCGGCAGCAUGGCGAACACGACCCACGGCACCCAGGAGCGAAGAGACAGCCGCUGUGGUGUGUCUGGAGUAGCUAUAGUGGAGAAUGGCUCUGUAGUCAAAGAUCCAACUGUCUCUGACCUCCAAGAUCAUACCAACUGCCACUGCCAUGAAUCCAGUUCAACCCCACAGAGUGAGCCCGUCCUGCCCACUUACAAGCCAUCAUGCUCCUCUACCCCCAACUACUACAGCAGCCCCCAGAAAAGCUACUCAGACCUGGACCAGGACAGCCACAGCUUCACUUCCCAGGACUCAGGUAUCCCCACUCUGGAGAUCAACCCUCCAGAGCCCAUCAUCCACAGCCACCAACGCUCAGGCGACGCAGGCCUCAUCCUGGACGCCAAUCAUGAUUCUCCUGCCACUUUACCUUUGGAUGAUGAUCCCGCUAACAACACCAUCCGCAAAUCCUCCACCUUCCCCCGCAGCGGGUACGACUCCAUCCGCCUCUUCAGCCCCGCCAUCAGAUUAUCCGCCACCACGGGGAUGGGUCUCGGGGGCGGAGCCUUAAACCGCAGCGAUGACAUCUCUGUGUGCAGUGUGUCCAGCAUGAGCACUGAGCUGUCGGUCUCCAAUGAAGACAUCUUGGAUUUCACAGUCACUUCUGACUCCAGCGCCAUCGUCACCCUAGAAACAGACGACAUCGGCGCUGCUCACUUCUCAGAUGUGAUGUUGUCGUCAUCUCCAGGAAGAGACUUGUGGAGUCCUGUACGACCGUAUCUGGGGUCAGGUGUCAUGCAGCAGGAAGAAGAUGGCAGGCAAAAGAAACUGGGACCCCUGGCAAGCUUAUUCAACAGGAGCCUGUUUGCCAGGAGAGUGAAGGACAGUCGGCCAGUGGAGCAGAGAGAUCCAGGGUGGAAACUGUUUGGGAAAGUCCCCCCACGGGAAGGCUCCAUCAAGGACCCUAAGAAAAUACAAAAGGAAUAUGAAACAAAGAGUGGCAGAGCUGGACCUGGCAACCCAACGUCUCCCAGGCAGAGUGUGAGGAAAAACCUGGACUUUGAGCCGCUCUCCACCACUGCUCUUAUACUGGAGGACAGACCUGCUAAUCUGCCUGCCAAGCCAGCUGAGGAGGCUCAGAAACACAGACAGCAGUAUGAAGAGAUGGUGGCCCAGGCCAAGAAGAGAGAGUUGAAGGAGGCUCAGAAGAGGAAGAAGCAGCUGGAGGAUCGGUGUAAGCUCGAGGAGAGCAUCGGCUCAGCUGCCCAGACCUGGAACCAGGAGAUCUUACCAAACUGGAGUACGAUGUGCACAUCUCGACGAGUGAGAGACCUCUGGUGGCAGGGCAUCCCCCCCAGCGUCAGGGGCAAAGUGUGGAGCCUGGCUGUGGGGAACGAGCUCAACAUCACACACGAGCUGUAUAACAUCUGCCUGUCCCGGGCCAAAGAGAAAUGGAAGAACACACCGGCAUCUGCCCCAGAGAUUGAAACUGAAGAUGCUGGUUCUUCAGACAGGGAGUCGAGCCUGGAGCUGAUCAAGCUGGACAUCUCCAGAACUUUCCCCCAGCUGUGUAUCUUCCAGCAGGGUGGUCCCUAUCACGAUGUGCUGCACAGCAUUCUGGGAGCCUACACUUGUUACCGGCCAGAUGUUGGCUACGUGCAGGGAAUGUCGUUCAUCGCAGCAGUGCUGAUCCUGAACCUGGACACAGCUGAUGCCUUUAUAGCUUUUGCCAACCUGCUCAACAAGCCCUGUCAGAUGGCCUUCUUCAGAGUGGACCACAGCCUUAUGUUGACGUACUUUGCGGCAUUUGAAGUGUUCUUUGAAGAAAAUCUACCAAAGCUCUUUGCACAUUUCAAGAAAAACAACCUGACCCCCGAUAUUUAUUUAAUCGACUGGAUCUUCACUCUGUACAGUAAGUCUCUCCCGUUGGACCUGGCGUGUCGGGUGUGGGACGUGUUCUGCAGAGACAGUGAGGAGUUCCUGUUCCGCACGGCGCUGGGCCUGCUGCGUCUCUACCAGGACGUCCUGACCUGCAUGGACUUCAUUCACAUGGCUCAGUUCCUCACACGCCUGCCCGACCUCAUCCCCGCCGAGCAGCUCUUCCAGCACAUCGCCUCUGUUCACAUGACCAGCCGCAACAGGAAGUGGGCACAGGUCCUGCAGGCGCUGCAGAAAGAUCAGGAGCGAGGCAGCCCAGUGCUGAAGCGCUGAGCUGAGAUCAGAGGAAACCUUCACACACUAACAGACCGGACCAGCUCCCCUCCAGCCUUUGGGGAAAAACCUGGAGGCUCACCACGCUGGAUGGACAUGAAAGAGACCUGUGUUCCACCUGGGGACAUGUCUGGUUGUAGCUGCUAUGAUAGACCUCUUCUCCAGUUCAGUGUCACUGCUCUGACUAGAAUCGGGACCCUGGAGGGGGUCUGUCAGUGAAGAGGCAGGGGUGUGAAAAGGAAUAUGAGGCCUUAUUUAACCCCCACCACCCCUCCUCUGCUCAGAGGCCCAGCAGUGGAUUGGAAACUGUAGCUGGCAGAGGCUAAAGAAUGUAUCACACAAGCCCACAUACAUGCACCGAGCAGACGGUUUCUGGUCUCCACAGAUCAGGGGAGACCAGAGAUACCAGUUACUCCUCAAAUCCUCUGCUCAGUUUUUUAUUCUCUCUGGCUACAGUUCCAGCUGUCUUUUCUUUUUUCUUUUUGUUUUUCAAACUUAUCUUAAAAUUUUGAUGACAGAGACAACAGUCGACUCCUCGAUCUUUAAAAAGAAAUAAUAGGCAGGGAAAGCAAAGGUUAAACAUCUCCAGAAUCAGAUCUGUGAGUGACGAUGUUGAAUCCUGUCAUUCUCUCUCCUUUUGCACCUUUUCUUUUUUUUUUUCUCUCUCAAAACUUGAGUCAUUCCUUUGUGUCCUAAUAUGAGUUUGAUUUCGUCUGUGUGCUUUUCAUUUUCCAGCCGAGGCACAUUUGUUUCCUGAACCUUUCUAUGAAGUCAAACACGAGUUUAGUGAGUUCAAAUCCUUGAAGACAAGUUUGGUGUCUUUGAAAGCACCACGCUGUUACAUAUGAUGAAAUGUUUCAACCCCCUAAAAAGAGGUGAUAAGCUGCCUGUAAAAUGAGUUUUACAGUGUAUUUAUGAAGAGUAAAUAAUGAGAUAACGUGUUACUGCUCGACACAUGACAUACAGUGUCAAACAUGGACGUCCCCCUGCCCUUAAUAUGUUUGAGGUACAUUUCAGCUUGUGAGUGUUUUGAUUCCUAAUGUCUUGAUGUGAGUGUUGAUGUCUUUUGUGCGUUUAUUUAAUAUUUAUCAAAAGGAUGACGGGACAUAAAUAAAACUUGUUCCAGUGACAUUUAGGGUCGUCUCCUCGCCCGAACUUGUUUUCAGAUCGCGUGUAUACUUGAUUUUAACCAAACGUACGAGGUUGUGAGGCAUCUGGAUCGCAUCUGGGCAAAAAGAGAACAUCUUCCCCAACAUCUUGUUGCCAUGGAGAUGGCAGCAGAAAGCUGGAGCAGUUUCAACAGUCUGCCGUCGGCUGGACAUGUAGCAUUGAUGUCGAAUGACGCACACAACCAACGUUCUGAAGCAUUGCUUUGUUCUGUGCUCACACACAGACAAACCUGGAUUCAGGACAUAUUGACAUAUACAUAUUGACAAAUUAGCACUAAUAAAAGCUGAAUUCGCUAUCAAGACAUUUACAGUGUACCAGUACAUGUAUGUACAGACAGCCAUUACUGGGUUAUUACAAUACUGAAGGAAAACAUGAACAACAAGAGGGUUCUCAGGCGAGUUCGUGAGGUGUAAGCAGAUUUGUGGAUGUUUUAUUUGCUAUAAAAGUCAGAAAGAAUAUCUUCAGGAAGUGUGACUGUAGCAUGUCCAGCCUUCAGCAGCAUGAAUUACACCUAAUUUCCCAUCACUCUUUGUUUGCCUGUUUAAAAAAAAAAGAAACCUGAACAACCACCAGUCCAAGCAAAAGCAAGAACGGGUGCGGAGACAAUAUAAAAAGGUUUAUGUUGUUCAUUCUGAACAUCCUGUCAUGCAGGGAAUACGUGCGUACCGGUUCUCACCUGGGCUUUAACUUGUCACCUCUCUGGCUUUGUGGCUGUUUGAGGUUGUCGGUGCGUCGGUUCCCCGACUUUCACACCGUGGUUAAAGUGUCGUCCAGUCGCCAAGUCAUUACGUAACUAUCGAACAUAAAAGUUACUUUCCAUGCGUUGUUUUGAUGAGCGAACAGCCGGCUAGCAAGUGCUAAGCAUUACUUGAUAAUCAUAUUUUUUUUAAAAAAAAGUGAAAUAACAUCUUGCUAUUGGAAUGCGAGUUAAUAUAUAUCUUUCAUGUGAUGUUUAUUUCUUUCAAAGUCUGUUUUGCACAGAUCUGUUCGUCAAUUGAAAUAAACGUAGAAAUGUGAUUGGUUGUUGACGUCUGAAGAGAAGAGUUCUGUCGUCAGGGUUUUCUUUCCAAAGUUUAACUGUCCUGUUUUUGGUUGUGAAGCUGCUUCAUCUGGUGUGUUGUGCUGCUCAUUCUGUGCGUGAUGGAGUUUAUACAUUUGAGCCCCUGUAAUAUUGAGACAUCACCUAUGAGAGACUGUACUUGGACCACAGCUGAAGUAUGAGACAGGCUCUGGGUUUGAAAACAGGAAGUGAUUUUCAUUUGUAACUCAUCAUCAUCUUUAGACGGUCUGUGUCUGAGUGUGUGUGUGUGUGUGUGUUUCACAUUUGUACCGUGCAGCAGCUUUCUGAUCACUCUUCUCGAUGCACUCCCUCCUCCCACUCCCCCAGUGUGGUGACGAACCGCAGGACUGCAAUAAAGCUUUUUGCACAUACAUGUAAGCCUUUGAGUUGUGCCUCACAUCAUCAGUUUGUUAUUCAAACAGGUUGUCUGUUUUUAAAUGUAUGAAUUGACCCUCCCAGCUCGAUUAACACUAACCUGCUUCCUGCCCUUUUUAUCACAAAACAGACGCUGUGUGAUCCACAGAGGUCAAAAAACCAAAUUCAAUCAAACUAAAUUUGAAAUAAGUGUAAUAUACUUCUGUGUAAUGAUCGGUUUUGAUUUUUCUGGAUGUCUUAAUUUCUUGGGUUGUGUUUGUUUUGCAUCGUCUUCUCUUUUCCUCAAGAGACCCGUAACUGUAGAGGACUGAUAGACACACAUGGAGACGACAGAGGGUCGCCAUGCAACUGUAUCUCACUUGAAAUGUAUAUAAACAAUGGUUUUAUUAAAAUAAAGAGCUGUACAUAUUUAA